UUCUACAAGAAGGCCGCGGCAAAAAAUAUUCUUCUCUAAACAAUUAUGCGGAUUAACCGAUAUGAGCCGUUUCAUUUCCUUGUCGGUGUUCGCAUGAAUGGGUUGAAAUCGUUGGGGGAAAGAACUGUACUUUCAAAUACGUUCCAUAGAGAUACAUUCAUAUUCUUCUCAAAUCCUCAUCUUUUUUUGAAGUUUCCCGUGUCAAAUUUCCCGGAAGAAUUAUAAUUUUUGGCAUUAGUAAUGGCCCAGUGAGACGAAGCAAAUUCAAAUUCAUCAUUAUUGCUCCCCUUAUAUCGUUGCAUUUGCAUACUUCUUCCUUGUUCAGAGAUUGUAGGAGCCGAUUACGUGUGUUUUUUUUUUUUAACUUUUAAAUAACUGAUUAUGAGUGAGUUCCUGUUUAAAUCUGGUGCAUGUUACACCAAUACAUUGUUUAACGGAUUUCAGUCACUUCUCUACAUUCAGCGAUCAUUUCUAUCCAAGGACAGCUGAUUUCAUCGACGACAGAUAUAGAAACAGAUCAAACACUUUUAGGACUAGAUACUCUUGUUGCGUAGCUUAGUUUCAUGUGCUGUCAUAUCUACAAGCUUUGUCUCCAAAUAUUCGAACACUGUGGCUCUGCAGCAUGAUGCUGCAGUUCAGAUACAGACAUCGUGAGAAUGAAACAGACACAGUUUGCGGUAACCAGAGAUUUAUUUCGCACAAUGUAAAACGUUUAUUUUCCCUUUUUUCACUUGUUAAAGUGGUAUCAUUUACAGCAAAGGUAUUUUAGGAACCUCCUAAUUGAAAUUUUUAUACCAGUUCUUACUAUUAAAACAGUUGUUAUAAUUCUUAACGAGUUCCCAGACUUAAAUAAGCAAUGCAAGGAACCUUGUGUUCAGCUGUGGUAACACACUUUGUAAGCUGUCACAGGAACCGGUAUGGAAGACCUUGGGGAAAGUUACCGAUGAGAUCUUGGAAGUGGAAAGAUUGAGAGCUGACGAUUACAUAAAGUGAAAUCUAGAUGUAUAAUUAAGGCGGAGAAUAUCUGUCAUUUAUGAUCAGUCUUGACAAGUCUUGGUAACUUUCCGGCACUUAGAAAAAAGGCGCCUUGUUUUUGACAUCAAGUGACUCAAAACACGACCUUCUAAAUGGACUGAGUGUUGCAAAAACUAUUCAUUUUGGCUGAGGAAACAGCGAGAUGAGGACACUCACAUCGUAUUGCUCAACAAACAAAGGAAAUUCUGUCUUGAUCCUUCUCUAAAUUUCUCCGCAAGCUGCACAAUGAAAAACUCGUCCGCAUAUCACAAACUCAACUCAAGCGACGAGGAAAUUCCCAGUUUCGAUUUCAUGCCAGGAUUCGUAUAUCCAGUAACGUUGUGUCAUAUAUUUAUAGUUGCAGUCGCUGCCGUGGGAAAUUUUCUGGUUUGUUACGCCAUACUCGCUAACAGAAACUUGCGCAUCAAUCCGACGAACCUCUUUAUUUUCUCGCUGGCGUUGUCAGAUCUCUUAACUGUCACACUGGUUGUGCCAUUCGAUAUAGAAGGGAUCUAUCUUCAGUGGGUCUGGAAUCAUGGGGAAAUGAUGUGCAGAGCAUGGAUAACAAUGUACCUCAUCACCGUACCAACCUCAAUUUUGACCCUGUUGGCCGUAAGCGUGGAUCGAUACAAAAGCCUCAGUGAUCCUCUAAAUCGAUUUCGCCGUUGCAGAUUCAUGACAAGGAAAAGAGCAUUCUUUAUCAGCUUUAUGAUCUGGCUGUACAGUUUCUUGUUCGCUUUGGUUCCUGUCAUGGGCUGGCGAACAGAGAACAAUUUUGUCCAGGAUAACACAUGUUAUUUUCCUUUCCCUUCGCCUUAUUUCAUCCUUACCUCUGUUCUGAAUUUCAUUUUGCCACUACUGAUAACAUGCGCCAUCUACAUCAAGAUUUAUAUGAUCGCUUCCUCUCACCACCACAACGUUGAAGGAGACAACAGCCGAAAAUUGCGUACCACCGAAGAAAAAAAGAUGUAUUCCAGAAACGUAAGAGCAGCUAAGACAAUAUCUAUUUUUGUGGGGGCUUUUUUUUGUUGUUGGGUACCAUUUUCCUCCGUCAGCAUUAUCGCGUACAUAUGUGGCGAGUCGUGCGAGGGUAGUAUCCCCUAUGAAGCUCGCAUUCUUUUGUUAAUGUUUGGGUACCUAAACUCUGCGCUCAACCCGUUCCUUUUUGCCUUUCGUAAUCGUAGAUUUAAGGCCACCUACUCGCUGAUGAUUAAAUCACUGAAAGUUCGCUCUAAGCCCGAAAGCAAAAUUAGGCGCUCGACACUGACCCAAAGCACCAUCGGCUCCGAUGUUAUAGACUCGCAAGAUAAUGAUGUUCGUCUCCUAUCGAUGAGACCGAGGCGAGAGUGACCUAAAGGACAAAUACAACCCAAGCUUUGAAUAUUUUUAUGCAGCUUACAAAAUGUAUUAUUCUCAUCGAAAAACUGACGGAAACUUUUAACACAUACUCUUGAUAGAAGAAGUGGUAAGUAGAGGGUAUUUUUCUGGUUUCUUGAGUUAAUUGGCUUUGAUUGAAUGUAUAUAUCAUACACUCAAGAAGUGUUCUAAAAGGUUACUCCGAGCCUGGAAAGCGCGCAAAAAAAAUUUCGCCUUUCUUUGCAAAGGAUGCGGCUUAGCUGUGACUGCUGAAACAGUUUGAGAGGCCCCGCAUUAAAAAUUGGAUUUCUCUUAGAAUGGGCGCUUUUGAGGCGGUCAUAACGUAUUUAGAAAGAAACAGCGCAGGAUUUCCCGAAUUAAAACCGCAUUGUGAUAAAUGCUUAAGUUCGAAGUUUAUUAUCAGGUUAAAGGAAAUCAACAAAGCCAUAUACCGAGCGAUGAGCACUAAAUAUACUUUGAAAUAACAGAAAGUUGGUAUUGUUUGCCGCAGAGCUGUCAUAUAACCUUGAGCAACAGCCCAAUUCAUUAAGGGGAAAGUUCCUGGAGAAACUUUGGUGCUUCGUCGAUGGGGUAUUACAAGAUAGUUUUAUUUUAUCAACUGAGUUGAUAACGUAAAUUGGAGAGUAAAAAGUUGCUAUAGCUGAAGCUUCGAGCGUUAGCCCUUCGCCUAAGAAACUCAACCGGGGGUAAAUUUACAUUAUCAACUUGGUUGAUAAAACCAAAUUAGCUCUUAACUCAUUUCAUUCUAAUUUCCAUAAUUAGGGAGUAAUGAAAGUUGGAACGAGUAGGUGAGAAAAAAAUUGGAUACCGGUUGCAAUAAUUAGCUCAAAGCGGAAAAAGAAUCAGGACUAAAACAAUACAUCUGUAUUUUUAGCCCGAUUAAAAUAGUUAAUACCAUUAUGGUAAGAAGAUGCUUUAAUCAAAAUCACGCUCAACAUGCAGCGAGCAAUAACAUUAAGAAUGCUUCAUCGGCUACAGUUGUAACUUAAACGUAGUGUGUGUAUAUAGUUCACAGUGAAACUUGGCUUCAAUUGCUCCGAAUCAAUAACAUGAAUUAAGUUUAGAUGGCCAAUUCAAUGAGGCGAUUUUAACCAAGACUGAAGAGAAAUGAUCAUUGAAUUUUCUGAACAAAUUCUAUUUUUAGAGGGCCUGUAGACAAAGACGUCUUGUGUGUUAGGCGUUGUGAAGUUAACGAUGUAGCUAGCUUAGAGUAUCACGUGCAUUUGUUGUAGUACAUACAGUUAUAUCGAUAUUCAAGACUCAGACUGAUUUGUUUGAACGAGUUUUGAUCUGUACUUAAUUAACCGUAAAAAAAAUAUUGUUCUAUCAUCGCAGCCAUAUACUGCAUAUUGUAUCAUAACUGUUUAUCAUCAGGCUACAAGUCUUUGGAAUAAACAAAGAUAAGAAGAAAGUUAAGAAAGAAGAGAUUUUAGGUAAAGGUGUUCUGCCCUUUUAUUAUCCAACUGUGCUUUGUAGAAUACA
Stylophora pistillata is the source of this 3873-nucleotide messenger RNA. Its product is annotated as histamine H2 receptor. Gene Ontology annotation, molecular function: neurotransmitter receptor activity; G protein-coupled serotonin receptor activity. Gene Ontology annotation, biological process: chemical synaptic transmission; G protein-coupled receptor signaling pathway, coupled to cyclic nucleotide second messenger. Gene Ontology annotation, cellular component: dendrite; plasma membrane. NCBI's taxonomy places the organism in Eukaryota, Metazoa, Cnidaria, Anthozoa, Scleractinia, Pocilloporidae. The record is from RefSeq and is a predicted model, not a curated record.